Messenger RNA from Xenia sp. Carnegie-2017, 1328 nucleotides. RefSeq lists its product as uncharacterized. The transcript has 2 exons. The record is from RefSeq and is a predicted model, not a curated record. The coding region runs from base 85 to 684 and encodes 199 amino acids. Lineage: Eukaryota; Metazoa; Cnidaria; Anthozoa; Malacalcyonacea; Xeniidae.
GUUAACUUUGAUAGUACCCACGCAAAAUAAUCUUUAUUACUCUUCUCACGCUGAUGGCUUUACAUCCAUACAUUUUAUGGCAAAAUGUCGUCCAUUGAAUGUGAAAUAACAUCUUUAAACACUCUUAAUGAGAGCGAGCUGGACGCAUCGUCAGCUCGUAACAAGAAAAUCAUGAAACAAACGAACGCAUUCAGAUUACGAGAAGAAGAAGUUAUCUGCGGUUGGAAAUUCAAAAUGCAGUUCUUGGGCUGCAGCGAAGAUUUGAAAUUAGGCGGAACAGAUCACGAGCUAGCAAAUUUAAUACACGACAUUCAUGCAUUGUACAAGGAAAAAAAUGCUAAUAUAAGAAAGGCUCCGUCAGUAAUCGUGACUGUUAACACACAAUGUAUUAACAUUUCUGGGAAUGACGAAGAUGAUGUAUUGUACACCUUUCCAUUGGUUUAUAUCAAAGAUGUUACUACAGGAGUCGAUAUUGCACCUUACUCAAGAACAUGUGUGCUUGUUGCAAAGGAACAUUCCAAGCUUAAAUACAGGGCUUUCGUAUUAUUCAGCAAGAGCUCGGCGAGGGCUGCUGAAUUUAUUGUUUUACAACCAGCGCCUUUCAUUUUGGUCUCAAACGCAUGGAGAAUUGCAGCUUCAGUUCGUUUUCAACUGCCGAAGAGGCGAUGGGCGGUGCGUCCGUAAGCAGUUGCAGCAGCCAUGAAGAAAGCCCUCGAGAUGAUGGAAGUUUUUCUGAAGGAGCAGUCUUCGAUACGGAACAUCCAAAUACGGAGGAGGAAUUUGGAAAAAUAACAACCGAAUCUGAAAAACUUUUGAAUGAGUCAUCACAGCAUACAGUGACUGUACAGUUCAAACCUUCUCCGGUUAAAACAGAAGCGCAUGAAAAACAACAGAUAAAAUUUAAUUUAGGCCUCAACGAUAAUAAAGAAAGUCUUUUUCGAUCAAAAGCGGACCCCCUGCGCACAAUUCAAGAAUCCACACGUAUCCUUCUCCCAAACUGGCUACGAAGAAAACUUCAAAAUUUUUCCACGCAACCAUCCUCAGAAGAAAUGAUUCAAAGCGUUUAAACUAAACUUUUAAACUAAACAUUUUUAAGUUAAAACAUUAUCAAACUAACUGACUUUGCUAUGCGCUGACCUGCCGGCAUUUGGCUGGUAUCAGUGCGACAUCAUUUUCGGAACUGAUACGAUUUAUUGGACAAUUACAAUAUCUUUCCCAUCAUGCAUGGCGGCAAAUGUAAGCUUAUCAACUAUGUGAUAAAUUUAUACUAUCGUUCAAUCAGUCAUUCAUUAAGGGAGUAAAAUAAAAUUAUACCUAAGAUUACGAAA